Messenger RNA from Aspergillus steynii IBT 23096, 691 nucleotides. RefSeq lists its product as uncharacterized. The record is from RefSeq and is a predicted model, not a curated record. The transcript has a single exon. Lineage: Eukaryota; Fungi; Ascomycota; Eurotiomycetes; Eurotiales; Aspergillaceae. Bases 144 to 500 code for a protein of 118 amino acids.
UCCCCAUUAUCAAGUUGGUCUUACGGUUCUCUCCUGCAAUAAAACCAGCACCUUUCUAUAGGAGAACAUAGCUUUCUUCGUAUCACUUUCUUAUUCUUUUGCCCCUCUUUUCUUGCCUCAUACCUUAGCGCUGAUGAGGAGAAAUGAUAACCCAAAUCUAUCGACCAAAAAUGACCACGUUUGCUCUGCAUUUCUUUUCCAAUUUAUCUGCUUGCGCUUCCCUGGGUUCUACUCCGUUCACUUUCUAUUUCAUCUUACGAAUAAAGAUCCGAUCCCAUUUUAGUAUAGAUGAUGUCAAGAAAAAAUGCCGACUGGUCUUCAGAGAAGCAAGAUUGAUUGGAUUAUCAAUUAUUCGUUCUGGUUCUGGUUCUGGUUCUGUUUAUGCGAUCGUCGUAAUGCGAAACAUGCUAAGUAUGCCACAAGUUGUUGCCCCUUUGCCCUUUGCGAGGGGGUUCCCCAAUGCCAGCGUAUAUAUCCGUUUGUGUAGAUCGACAAUGUGAUGUGCAGUUUACAUAAUAUAAAAAAAGGUAUUCAAAGACAAGAGAAGAAAGACGAUGGCGAAAGAAGAUGGAAAGAAAAAUAGAAAUGAAAAGAAGAGAAAUGUGUACAAGCUCGGUCCUCCCUCGGGGUAUCAAAGCCCCUCUGGAAAACAGAAGGGCGUAACAAAGAGACGGACAAGGAGAGCUGAUCA